AUGCCUACUUAUCGCUUUGAACUCGCCCGCAGUGGCAGGGCUGGGUGCCAGACUGCGGAAUGCAAGAAAGCUGGAGAUAAAAUCCCCAAGAAUGAAUUCCGUGUCGGCACCUGGACUGAUAACGAACGCAUCCAAGCCUGGAUGUGGCGUCACUGGGGCUGUCUGACUCCGAAGAUCAUUUCUCAUAUGCAGGAAUCCAUCCAGAUUGAGGGCACUGAUGAUUACAACUUUGAGCAGCUCGACGGAUUUGAGGAGCUGAGCGAUGAGCUCAAGGACAAGGUCCGUGGUGCCAUUGAGGAUGGCCACAUUCCCGAUGAGGACUGGAAGGGUGAUGUUGAACUGAACCGCCCUGGCAAGACUGGCUUCCGCGUUCGCGGCAAGAAGGCCGACGCUAAGAACAAGGACUCUGGAGACGAGAAGUCUCCCGCGAAGAAGCGCAGCAAAGGUGAUGAAUCUGCCGAGGAAGAGGAGAAGCCCGCCAAGAAGAAGCGUGGCCCCAAGGCUAAAACCGAUGCCGAAUCUGCGACUGCUGCUGCUGGGCGCAAGAAGCCCGGUUCCAAGCCCGGUCCCAAGCCCGCCAACAUUAGCGAUGAUGAAUCCGAAGUCGAGGAGAAGCCGAGGCGUGGUUCCAAGGCUAAGACUGCCGAGAAAGCUGAGGACAACGCUGCAAUUACUGCGGAUGAGCCAAAGAAGCGUGCUGGUCGCUUGCGCACUCGCAAGGCCAACCCUCUUCCUGCUCAGCCCGAUGAUAAGGAGCCUAAGCGCAAACGCCACAACAAGGCUCCUGAGAACAACGACAAACCCAGGGCCAAGCGAGGGCGACCCGCCAAGAAGUCCGAGAAUGGCAACCGAACUGCCGCUUAA
Molecule: messenger RNA, 864 nt
Organism: Penicillium antarcticum
Lineage: Eukaryota; Fungi; Ascomycota; Eurotiomycetes; Eurotiales; Aspergillaceae
Exons: 5
Coding region: 1-864 (287 amino acids)
Molecular function (GO): DNA binding; zinc ion binding
Source: RefSeq, a predicted model, not a curated record